CAACCCUUCCGCCACCUUGUCUCUCACUCGCGAAAGCUCCGUCGACAGGUUACGUACGUGCGCAGAAACGAGAACAUGGCCCAGAGCAGGACCACCGCCGUUGCGCUGCUCCUGAUCGCCGUCCUGGUGGCGGCCGCGUCGGUGCCGGCGGCGACCGCCUUCGGCUGCUACGACGACUGCUACGAGCGCUGCGCCAACGGCGCCAAGGAGGACCCAGCCUGCACCAAAAUGUGCGGCGAGGCAUGCGGCGUCGCCGGCAAAGCCGCGGGCGCCGCAGGCGGCGCGCCCACCUCUUAAGCCGAUCCCUACGUGUGCAUGCAUGCAUGCAUGGCAUCGCACACGACUCAAGAUACGCGCGUACGGCCGAUCAUCGGAGGAAAGAUGCGUGCCCGCAUGCUGUUCGUUCAUUCGAUCGUGACUAGCUAGUUCUUGUUGAAUUCAUUUGCUCUUGUCGUUGAUUUGCAACCUGGUGCGUGCUUGCAUGCAUGAUAGGUGGAAUCAAGUUCCGGCCGGCGUGGAGUUUAUUGUUUUUUUCGAGUUCUUAAUUGUUUUUUGAGAUAGCCACCCGCUUAUUUCAAGCGGUAAGUUUAUUAUUGUUAAUUGAUUUAAUUUAAAUAUC
Messenger RNA from Triticum dicoccoides, 619 nucleotides. RefSeq lists its product as uncharacterized. The coding region runs from base 76 to 297 and encodes 73 amino acids. NCBI's taxonomy places the organism in Eukaryota, Viridiplantae, Streptophyta, Magnoliopsida, Poales, Poaceae. The record is from RefSeq and is a predicted model, not a curated record. The transcript has a single exon.